Messenger RNA from Drosophila ananassae, 944 nucleotides. Its product is annotated as glycine, alanine and asparagine-rich protein. The record is from RefSeq and is a predicted model, not a curated record. Bases 7 to 897 code for a protein of 296 amino acids. Lineage: Eukaryota; Metazoa; Arthropoda; Insecta; Diptera; Drosophilidae. The transcript has 2 exons.
UCAGACAUGUUCUGCCAUGUGUCAUUUCAGGAAACGUUCCAGAAUAUGAUCUGUUGCCAGGCCAUGUGCGUGUUCCUGCUGCUCAACAUUGGCGGCAUGUCCAGGAGUUAUUUCAUUCACAAGGAGGUGCAACUUAAUCCAGAUUUAGACGUGGCCGGUAUAUACGAAGCAUAUAGAGAAAAGAAGGAAUGCGGGAGCUCUGGUGGAGGUGGAGGUGGCGGAGCUGGAGGAAGAUCAGGUGGUUGUGAUGGAGGCGGUAGUGACAAGCCGUGCGGCGCCAUUUUCUCCGAGGGUGAUGCCAAAUCGAAGGCUUCCAGCAUAGCCCAAAAGGCCGCCCAGGAGGCAAAGGCUGCCAACGAUGCCCAAGUGGCCGCCGGCGAAGCUGCUUCCAUGCAAGUGAAAUUGGAGCUAGCCGACAGAGCCCUGCAAGCGGCUCGAGCGGCCGAGGCGGCUCUGGCUGGGAAACAGCAGAUUGUCGAGGCCCUGGAGCAGGAGCAAGGCGAGGCAGAGGCGGUGGUCAACGAAGUGAACAGGUCCUUGCACAGCACAGCGGCGAAUGCAGAGGCCGCCGGAACAGCAGCCAGUGAUGCCAAGAACCAAUUGAACCAGCUAAGAGUCCUUUUCAAUUCUGCAUCGGAUCAGUUGCGAAACAUUGAGGCGAUGGCGAAUGGGGCUCAGUCCGAGUUGGCCGAGAAGUCUCAGUUGCUGGAAGCCGCCAAAAAGCGGCUCGAUACUAUUACGAGGCAUCUGAACUCCGCUCGGACGGAUUUUGACAAGACCAAGCAGGCGGCGUAUAAGGCAGCCUGUGCUGCAGUGGAGGCCAAGCAGAAGGCUCAGCGGUCCCGUCGGGGGAACAAGUCUUCCUCCUCCUCUUCCUCAUCAUCUUCCAAAAACUAGAAACAUUGUAUUAUUGAUUUAUUAAAGUAUAUAUUUUAGAAAAAUGU